Molecule: messenger RNA, 486 nt
Organism: Didymodactylos carnosus
Lineage: Eukaryota; Metazoa; Rotifera; Eurotatoria; Philodinida; Philodinidae
Source: the annotation of a GenBank genome assembly
AUGCAAGGGGGAAAAGGCGGCUCCGAGAUCCAAGCGGAUCAAUGCGGAUCCAAGCGGAUCGGUGCUGUUACAAUCGUUUCUGAAAGUGUAAAAUGGAAUCCGGCCGGGAAAAGAAGUAGAAUAGGACCCACAGAACUCUUGUCCUUUUUCGCACUUAUCGAAAUUGUUAAAAUGUCUGACAUUGAUGCCUUGUCACUUUCUGGAGCAAAUUUUUUUGAUUAUGUACGUGAGAAAACAAAUGAUAUUAUUGUUGAUAUUCUACAAGUACAAGAAAUCUGUUCAACUCGUGCAUUAUUAUGUUGCGAUGAUCCAUUGUCAAUAUUAGAAUAUGAUUGUGAUGAACUAGCUGAUAUUAAAAGACGUGCUGUAUUUUUUUUGAAAUUGGGUGGUCAUGCUGUUAAAAAUGGUGUUAAGGGUAGUAUGAAAUACUUAAUUGAUAAGUUAAAGGAAAUUGAAAAGAAACAUACGAAAGAAUCAAAAAUCUAG